UGUGCGAGCGUUGGUUGCGCUUGUGUUGGGAGAAUAGCUUCACUUUUUCCACCCGAGCACGGUGAACAUUUUCAUUUCAGUUUGAACCGUCGUAACGCGCGCGCGUGUGGUGCCGGAGUCUCUGGAAACGACUUCCGGCGACGUUUUUCGACAUACAGGGCGGUGUGCGGUUUUGUACCACCGGUCACACCCCAACCCAUCCAACCACCCCCAGCAAGUUCCUUCACAUAUGUGUACGCCCGUGUGUACACACAUCACCUACUGCAGCUCGUGUGCGUGUGCCGGACGGACGCGCGCACAGACGCAUCGCACCCGAGAGAUUGACAGUUCGCGUUCCGGGUUGUGUGUUCUUUCCGUUGGUUGUUGGUUGGUCGCGCUUUCCCGAUGAGCGCGAUGAGGUGAGGGAUUAGGAAGCCUGGAAGCACAGAGCACUCCGCGGUGUGUCGGUUUUGUGUUUUUAGUUUGUGACCGUUUGUGAAGUUGUGUCAUUUUGUCUCGUUGUAACUGGUUGGCCGUCGUCCCGUGGCGUGCGUUUAUGUGGGCUUGUUCUGCGGUGUGCGUGUGUGUUUUGCACACGCAGCCCCGUCGUGCGUACCUGGCAGGUGUGUGCGUGUGUGUGGUGAAGAGAGGGUGGUAGUAGAAAGGAACCUGUGCCCUGGGCGUGGAGUGGAGUGUUGAGAAAUUGAAAACGGAAAACGUGGCCACCAACGGUAGUGGCAGCACCAGCAGUAGCCGUAGCUACGAGGGCGAUUGCACACACAUUGCAGCCAUAUCGGUCACAGUGUCUGGCUGCCAGUGUGCCACAGCCCACUAGCGUCCAGCAUCGGCUUUAUUGGGCUAAAUAAAAUAUCGAAUGUCCCCAGAAAGGACACUUGACGAAGACAGCAGUGACGGUGCUAGUGAUCAGCUUAUUGCGGACGAAUCGAUCGAGGAAGAAUUGGUGGACGAGGAAGAUUCGGCGUUAGUGGUGAGCCUUAGUACCAGUGGCGUGGCAGGUGUCGAAACCAUCGUCGGCGAUCACGUGACGAUCGAGACGUCCUCACCGAUCCCCAGCCCUGGGGCAGAAACGACAGUAUCGUCCAUGACCGAGGGUCCUACCGGGGCACCGACGACUCCAACGAUCCCAAGCGGUUCCACCAUGGUACUGUCCGCGAUCCCGCUGGAUCAGUCAAUCAUGCACCAACAAAUCGUACAUCUGCAGCAGCAGCAGCAGCAACACAGUGCAAACCAUACGAUCAACAACAACAACACGAGCUUCAAAAACCAUAACAACAGUGGUGCUGCAGCAGGUGGAGCAAAAAAUAUUCUUAUCAGCAGCAGCACAGGCAGCAGCGGCGGAACCAGCAGCAGCAGCACCGUCACACACCAAAUAGUGCAUCAACACCAUCCCCAUACGUACACCAUCAGUCUUGGCAAUCACGGUACGGCUGGUAACGGCAGCAGCAACCACUACCAAACGGUUGCUACGGCAACGUCCAACGGUAGCGUUGUUGCACCAAUCACCACCGGAAGCACCAGCAGCAGCAGCAGCAACAACAUCGCCACCAGCAAUAUGGCGUCCGGUGGUGGUGGUGGUGGAGGAACGGGUGCACUCGCACUAGUGACCGGAGCAGGAGUCAGUACCGUGCCAUCGCCGUCGUCCCCGGCCGUAGUGCCAUCGUUGGGUGCUGGCAGCACUGGCACGGGUCCUGCUGCAGCCGGUGGUGCCGGUAUGCUGGUGGUGACGGACCGGAAUGGGACGGCCACUACCACAACCACGGGCAAGCUCGUACUGCUGCAUCAGGGCCGCGCAGGCGAAGAUUAUAUAACUACAACCGGCGAAACGAUCAACGGUGGCAAUAUCGUCCUGCUGGCAACGGAGCAGAUGGAUAUGGCGGAGCACGACAUCAUCAACAAUAAUGUUAUCAUCAGCACCACGAACAGCGGUACGGGCGGUGGUACGACACGAACGGUUGCGCUUCCCGCACACCACCAACCUCAUCUAGCGCCUGGCGGUGGUGCCACCAAUGGGCCACCAACGGCGACAAACGGUGACGAGGAUCUCACAUCGUUGUCUUGGUUGCAGGAUAAGAAUUUAAUAAAAGCUAUCAAUCUGUCUAAAGUGCCAGUUUCAUCUCCGGAUAGUCCGCGGCAGGUAAGCGCCGUAGUGGCCAGCGGUGCAGCAGGACGCAUCUCACCGACCAGUGACUUUGUCGAGGAUUCAUCAAGCAUUUCCGAGGAUAACAACUCGUCCGUAAACUCUUCGUCGGAACAAAGCACCGGUGAUCCGUACUCUGCCGAACCAGCCGAUCGACGGACGCCAUCCCAGCAUCUGUACCAGCAGCACGGCAUCAGCUCCAAGGCAAUCACAACCCUGAACGGGGAUACGAUCAUUGGCAUACCGGUGAUAGCGGUAAACCAGCACCACCAUCAUCACCAUCAUACGCUGGGCGGAGCCAAUGGCAACAUACCACAACAACAGCAGCAGCAGGUUGUCCUGGACGGUGGCAAAACGAUGAAGGUUUCCGUAAUGACGAGCCUGGCCGCACCAACCGUCACGGCAACUCCGUUCAUUGUGACGGGUGGUGGUAGCAGUACGAGCGUACCGGUUUCUGCAUCCUACGGAAUUGUGUCCUCACCGGUCAGUUCCGGAGCCGGUAAUACUAACCCGCUGGCAACUUCCACUCCGGUGAGCUCCAGUGCCGGCGGUAACAGCAAUACCACCUCAAGUACCCCGCAUCAACACUUUCACAAAAAGUAUCUGCGCGAGGAGCUUGUGAAGCAGCAGCAGCAGCAACAGCAGCAGCAACAGCAACAGCAGCAACCGCCACAACAACAGCAUCAACCAAACGCAAAAGCUACGCUCGGUGGCGGAACGGUGACUGUGAUGGGCGCCGGCGGAACCACCAACAACAUCUUUCUCACACCAUUGAAACAUCAGGCAAAUAGCGCUGUGAAGUACGACGAUGGCUCUGACACCGCCGAAGAUCGUCACUAUCCACCGCCUGCCGCACCGAUCAAGAACGGUAGCAGCAACUACGGUGGCAGCAGCACCAUGAGCUCACCAAACGUUAGCGGCGAAGAGUACGGCAACAACGUGGGCAACACCGUCACCGUGUACGGCGGACUCAACAUGAUCAAGCAAUCGCCCGUGCCCUCGCCGACGAUGCUAUCACCAACGCACAACGGCAGCUCGAGCAACGGUCUGAUUAUCCAGCACCAUCCGAAUCAUUACCAGCAGCAACCACAGCAGCAGCAGCAGCAACCAACUGCAACACCUCCUCCACAGCAGCAACCGUUGCCUCCGCCGCCGUCAGCCACCAGCACGUCCGCCUCCCUGUCGCUGCCACCAUCGCCGCAGGGUUCCGGUUCCGGCAGUUCCGUCAGUCCGUCAAAGUUACCGCCGCCGAAGUCGAAGCAUCCGACCAACGUGCCAUACGAUCCGCUGGUCCACGUCAACAGUAAGCCUCCGUUCAGCUUUAGCUCGCUCAUCUUUAUGGCCAUUGAAAACUCGCAGCAGAAGGCGCUGCCGGUGAAGGAGAUUUAUGCCUGGAUUGUGCACCAGUUCCCGUACUUCAAAACGGCACCGACCGGGUGGAAGAACAGCGUGCGCCACAAUCUAUCGCUGAACAAGUGUUUCCAGAAGGUGGAAAAGGCUGCGAAUCUCGGCAAAGGCUCCCUGUGGAUGGUGGAGCCUCAGUUCAGGCCAAACCUCGUCCAAGCACUUUCGCGCUCACCGUUCCACGCCGGCUCCGGUAUGGAUAAGGCGACGUACAAAAGCCUGCAGCAGCAACGUUCCACCAAUGCCAGCCCCACUGGCAAUGGGUCACACUAUUCCAAGCAGGAGCACUUUCCGCAACUGACGAGUCGUCUAGCACCGACCGAUGCCGGUCAAAAUGGAUUGCUGCAUCAUGACGAUCUGGACGAUAUUAGCCGUUCGUCGACGCCUAUCGAUUACGAUGGGGGUGGUAGCGGCGAUAUGGCACCGGGUGUCGGCGGUCCUCCACAUCACAGCAACCAGUAUCAGCCCCAGCAUCAUCAUGUGCAGCACGAACAGCAGCAGCAGCAGCAUCAUGCGCUGUUGAGCUCCGCGCAUCACGCUCACGGGCAGUUGAUUGCGCUGGCUGGCGGAGGUUACCAUCGGCUCGGUUCACCCGAACCACCGUCCACGAAUGGAUCGGCAAAUGGAACCACUACCACUGCCUAUCUGUCGACUGUGGACGGUACCACGAUUGUGUCCUGCCCGAGCGGUCCUGUGGUGUACAUGAACGGUGGCCCUGUUGGUGCUGCCGUGCUGCCGAAGGAUAUCGUUACCGGGCGUGAAUGGAGUGCGGACACGAUAGAGGAUGUGAAUGCCGCUACGGCAAUGCUCGCACUAAAGCAUGGUUCCAAAAUUUACACCGAAACCUCGUUCCGGAAUGGUCAACCUCCCGUCAUUACAACCUCCCCGAGCGAGGACCACACGUACUCGGCCGGUGGAGUCGGUGUACAGGAGCUGACAACGAACGGGGUGGCAACGAACGGAGCGGCGACCGCCGCGGUGAUAGGGAAUGGAUGUAGCUGCUGCUCGUCGUCCGAUGAGCGGUACGACGUGCCCCAGCACAAUCGGCACCACCACCACCACCACCACCACCAUCAGCCUCCGCAUCAUGCGGCCAGCCAUCCUCACCAUCACCAGCCACAGCAGCCACAGCAGCAGCAACAUCAUUCGCUUCGGCACAGUGAUAUCAUCAGCAACGGCACAUCCUCCGAUGCAACGUACGAAAGCAGCGAGGAAAGCCAUCCAGCGCACGUUCCAUCCGCCGAAGAUGUGGAGGAACGGCGCCGGCAGGAAGGUGUGUUCGCCCUGCUCAACCUCGCCCAGAUGACCUACUCGCCUUCGCCUGCCUCGUCCAUGUCGUCCUCGACGUCCACCCUCUCGUCGCCCGCCUCCUCCACCGGUUCGCUGAAACGUGCCGCGCCGAACGAUUCGCCGUACGCACCUGCCCAUACCAACGGCACGCCCUAUCGCCAGCUGCACGCCGGCUCGCCCGAUCGUGCACGUACCGCGUCGCCCCCGAUGGCGCACCACCAUCACCUGCAGCAUCUGCCGGCCAACAAUAUGCAUGGCGAGCCGGGUACCAACACCGGCGGCAAUAUUCUGCAAACGACGAUCCCGAUCGUAUCGUACUACAGUGGUGGUGGCAGCAGCAGUAGUGGCAGCAGCAGCGGUGACCUCACGACCCGCCAGUACGCAUCACCACCACCGGCCAAGAAAACCAAACCCCGCUCGUCGCUCAAGAAGCUGAAGAAGAAGUCGCUCGGCGGCCGGUAAUGUCCAGACGUUGCCGAUCGAUGCCAGCCGUCCGUAAGCCGCCGGGUAGAACUGUUUGUAACACCGCACGAAGCGGUUGUCCUUUCGGGCGAGACACACCCUGCCCAUCUCGUCGCGCACCUAUAGAUCGUUACUAUUGUUGCUUGCUCUAAAUGCACUGUUAAAAUUCAUAUUUCAAAACGACACACGUUUCGCCGUUUAGAUGUACUGCUGGGUCCGAGCAUCCCAGCCACACACUCUAUUGCCUUAUUGAUGUACACGCGCGCGUGUGUGCCCCACGUACCUUUUUCGAAAUUGCAAUUAAAAUACUACUAGUGAGGUGCACCACGGCGGGAUAAUAGGGGGGAGAGAGAGAGGGAGAGAUGUUUUAAACAAUGUGUGAUAUGCUAGAAAACGGAUACAAUUGUGCAGCCAGCCAGCAGCCAAAAAACAAACAAAAAAACCUAUCAUCACUAACCUGUUUCUCUGUUAUAGCUAUUCCAAUUUCGUGGCUUACGAGGCGUCCAGUUUUCGGUUUACGGUCGCGCUUUCGAUGACUCGCCUCGGUUAGGUUAGGAAGAAGAGUACGGUUGCCAUCGAACCUGAAGCGCUCAGGAGCGUUCGGUACGAUCGUUCGACUGCAGAGAGCAAGUGGUUAAAUCACUUGCGGGGGUUUCUUUUUUUUCGGCAGCCGAACUGUUGUUGUUAAAGAUUGUUUUAAUUAUGUUUUCUGUUUAACUUCUUUCGAAACGUCACCACAAGCAUAGCUUGUCGAGCGCGGGGUUUUUUCUUUCUACACGCACACGAAUUCGUAUUUCUCACGAUUCGAUGCUUCGAAGUUCCGCAACAAUCAACCCUAUUCAGCUAAUUGUUAACGGUCUUUGCUACUAGUGUGUUACACAGGUUACAUGUUUUCAUGGUGCGUUUUCGGACAAACUCUCGCAUUAGAUUGUACAGAAAAGCGGGGGGGAGGAGAAGGUGAGCUGCGCGGAAGCCAAUCGCAGAAGAAGUGUUGUAAAGUAAGAAACUAUAAGCAUAUGUAAGUGUAGCGAUGAGACAAAGAGGAAACCUAACAUUGCUGCUUGUGAGCGAGAACCGUACAUCGUAGUCAAAGUGUCACCAAAAUUGCAUUUUUGUUUCUGUUUUAUUUUUAAAUAUUUGUUUAACAAUUUGCUUCGGUUUGAUUUUAGUGCUUGUUAGGCUUUCCCCCCUGUUUUAUACUUAUUUUUCAGUAAGGUUAGGAAGCGUAGUUAAAGCAUACAAAGUGGAGGAAAUAAUGUAUUUUCUGUGUUACACCAGAGCGAUACAAUCGAUGAUUUAUGAUUAAGCACCGCAAAUGCGGUGUGAGCAGGAGGAAAUAGUCCGAUUUUCCUAAGGAAUGAUAAAAGCGAGCAAAUAAAGCUCCGGUCAACGGUCGAUGGAAGGACACGCAUCCCAAAGGAAAAAAGGGGGGAGGAAACACUGAACUUAUCUACUCGCGCCUUCUACUAUAGUUAUGCACUUAUCGUACCACUGUCCUACUACUUGUUUAAGAUUGCGGAAUGAACGAUUAUGGACCGGACCGGGAUGCAGGUGCUUAGGCAGUAAGUGAAGUGAAAUGUUCCCGAAGCGCAUUGCAAAGCCGCGCGGUAAGGAGCAAAACGGAAACCAAAACGUGAUGUUUUAAAGCCAUUUUCCCACAAACCCGGGGAAGCCUCAAUCAAAAAAUCGUUUACAAUUUAAACUUAGUAAGUGUAACAAUUCAACACAAAGCGCAUGCGCGCGCGGUUCUGCGAAUGCCAUGGUACGACGGGACGUUGAAGGAAAAGGAAAUGAAAAUCCCCCCGCCCAAAAACGCCUCGCAGUCAGUUUGUGCUGAGUUGGUUGUUACGAAUACACACGGAUUUCAGGUACGGUACAAGGGGGAUUUCGUUUGUUAGCCGGGGAGUCGUGUGUUGGUAGUGCGUUUUUGUAAAUGCAAAUGGUAGUUUCUAGUGUUCUUUAGUGCUGUUUUGUUACACUAAACAAACAUCCCCCCUUUGUUUAAGUUUGAUAGUUGUUCUUCUUCUAAUUGUAAUGUGCAUCAUUCGUUAAAUGCCAAUCAGUGCGAAUAGCAGCUGCGAGAAAGCCACACGGUGGAGGUGCUGGUGUGCGUCAUAUAUGAUGAGUAUAACAAACUAUAAGCAAUCAGUUUAAUGCAGCAACGCAUGUAAAGCAGUAAGCAAACUACUCUUUUGCAAUCGUAAGGAAAGAGAUGAAACAAACAAACGUAAACACAACUAUGGCUCAUCAGCAGCCAUCGUAGAGGAAGCCUCUUGUAAGCCCGCGACGCUUAAGCCGGUUUGCGUUAGGAUAUACGGACGUUAUUUUCCAUUAUCUAGCCCCCGCUCAUGAUCAUCACUGUUGAUUGCCCCAUUUUUUUUGUUCUAGUGAUUAAUUAGCUACAAUUAGCACACCGUACCACACAAGCGCGCCGAUAAGCGCAAGAUAAAAAGGAAUGUAGGAAGAGGGGAUGAGAGAGAGAGAGAGAGAUUUGUCUCUUUUGAAUGGAUCGUUUGCGUGUUGAUGAUGAUUUGGCCGUUCCUUCUUCCCCACUCGUUUGCGGCUUGCGAGGCUAUCGCGGCUAGUGUAUUGUUAUUAAGCUUAGAACUACAGCAAAACCACGAGUUUGCGCAACUGUAAUGCGAGAUAAAGUGCUCUAAAUGAUAUUUAAUAGCAAAGAUUGAUUUCAUAAUAAGCAUAUUUUUUCGUUGUUUUAUUUCUUUUUUGUUUCCUUUUUCGUUUUUUUUUCGUGUAUAUAUUUUGUUUAUUUCUGUCUUUCUACUAUUUUACUAAUUUAUUUAACAUGUUUUUAGAUUUUUUAUGUUUUUUUUACCAUAUUUUUUUCUUUUUCCUUUCCCCAGCUGGAAGCUUCUUCUUCUUAUCAGGUAUGUUAUACAUUACUAUUGUUAAGUUUAUUUACUUUACUACACUUAGAAAACAGUUCUACCUUUCACACACACACAAAUUAAUACAAACCAAACCGGUGGGCCCAGCAUAAACACACACUUAACGCGCUGAACAAUCAUAUUCAUGUCGGUGAGAAAGCGAACGCACAGUGCAAACACUGUUUAUUCUAAAACAAACAAAAAAGAAGGUAAACUAAAACUAUUACUUUUACCAGCACGUGUGGCAUAUUGAGCUGACUUGAGCAUUAUUUUAGUGCGGCGUCACCGAGCGCGAAGGCACACGUGCAGCCGGUCGAGCAAUGAAACCGAUAAUCAUGAGUUAUAAACGCUUUGUAGGGUGCGUUACUGGAAGAGAGUGUCCUUUAUAAAAUAUUCUGCUACCAUCACGCGAUGUAAAACAUUGUUUCACUAGCAAAAAAAAAAAGGGGGGAAUACACUCUUCCCCCCACCCCCUCCACCCCCCACUAUCUAUACUAGAGCGCCUUAAUUUGUCGUACUGUUUUAUCGCUGUCGUGCACCUGUCAGAGAAAGCCUUAUAGGAAGUAGCAGUUGGUGUUGUUUUAUUGAAAUGAAACUUCGCGGAAUGUGCCAAAAAAAAAAAAAAAACGCGGCGAAAUGAGCGGAAGCGGAAUAAUCACCAAAAAAAAAAAAGUAAGACCAAACAUUUCACACCUCUAUCACCCUUUCGCACUAUAUCAUGACAACACACGGCCGCAAAUCGAGCAGCUUACUUGGUAGCUAGCCUAGCAUAUUUCUUUGGCUGUUGAACCAGUAGUAGGUAGUCUUAUAGGUGUGGUUUCAUUUACCGCUCUGUUGAUUGUUUCUUUUCCAAUAGGAAUAAGUUAGCCGUUAAGAGGAAAGCAAGCGCUAGUGCAGGUAGUACUGGAUGCAUUAUAAUACAUAUAUAGCUAUAUACAUAGAGCUAAGCGGAGUACUUCACAGGUAGAGUUAAAACAUAAACGAAAUCGCAUCCAAACACGGACGCUCCUAUUCACCUAAAUUAGAGGCAAGAAUGCGAACAAGGAACGCCUCGGCCUCGGGGGGGGAGGAGGAGCAUAAUCAUCUACUAUAGUCUUCCAGAUGUAUAUUUACACCUUUCGAAUUGUACGGCCGACUUUUUAAGUAGGACACGCUAGCUCAGUACUGUACUGUACUUAGGUUUAUUAUAUUUUUGAUUCCUUUCCCGUGUGCUACAACUCUAAACGUUACCGUACUGUGUUGUCUUUGCAUGUGUAGAACAUCGCUUUCGUUGAACGAUUUCUACCUAAAGGAGUAGCAUCGUGAAGCACACUGACAUGGGCACAUUUACUACUACUUAGAGUGUAGUAGGGCCCUCUUGGUUGUGCGAGCGACCAAGCAAUUUCUAAGGUGCAACGUGAGCAGCCUAAAAGGAUGAACACACGUGUGAUGUUUAACUAACUUUGUACAGUGAUGAUGCCUAUCUCUUGCCGUUGUUAUAAAUAAUUCGACAAAGCUUUACACUCGUUUAACCUUUCGCCAAGCGCUCGUUCAGUGUUUUGGGUUUUGCUUGUUGUUAGCAAACGUUUUAGCAAAUGAUUUAAUCGUAAGCAAACCAGCCGAAUCCGCUCAUCGUAUGACCAGCAAAACUGUCAACAUACAAGUAAAAUCACUCGCACAUAUGAUAUUUAUACUAUAUACACAUGCAACUCUAUAUAGAUAUAUAUACAGUCUAUAGAUAUAUACAUACUGUUAAAGGUAAAACAAACAAACAAACAACCCUUAUCGUUUGACAAACGAAAUAGACUGCACUCGGAUAUAAAUACUUACACUCAUAAUACCAUUUAGCAAAACGGCAAAAAGCAUUAACAUUAAAAACCUAAAGCGAGCAAAAACAUUACAAAACAAAAAAACGGAAAAGCAAAAACACACAAACGCGGGUAGAUUUCAAUGUAGAGUUCAUUCCAAAGAGUAGACACAAAAAAGAAGAAGAAAUCAUUUACAAGGCAAUGCAAAAAGGAAAAGUAAAACAAGGUAAUAAAAAAACGAUAAAACAUACACACAAGCAACUACUACUAAACUACAAAACCAUAAGAAAAGAAGCAAUACACUUUUUUCAAUGUCUUACUCUUUACACGGCUACGCAAAUGCAAAGCUAGAAAAGCAAACUUAUAAAUGAAAGAGAGAAGGAAGAGAGAAGAGAAUAAAUAGUCGAAAGGGAGGGAGAAAUAUUGUAGAAAUAUUAUACCUUCUUAUAGUGGUAGUAAAGCAAGACAAUGCGACAAAAAACUCCCCAUACUUAGCGCGAGAGAGAGAGAGAGGAAUGCCUGUAGUAAAAAGAAGCAAACAAACAUACAAAAAGAAUGACUUACAACAAAAAUGAAAAGCAAAACUUUUUGCCUGCUCUAAAGACAAACAAAAACGAACAAAACUUCACUCAAACACCAUGGUUUUUACACAAGAUAAAAGACAAGCAAAACAAGCAU
Molecule: messenger RNA, 10643 nt
Organism: Anopheles stephensi (Asian malaria mosquito)
Lineage: Eukaryota; Metazoa; Arthropoda; Insecta; Diptera; Culicidae
Product: AF4/FMR2 family member lilli-like
Exons: 10
Coding region: 854-5293 (1479 amino acids)
Biological process (GO): regulation of DNA-templated transcription
Cellular component (GO): nucleus
Molecular function (GO): cis-regulatory region sequence-specific DNA binding; DNA-binding transcription factor activity
Source: RefSeq, a predicted model, not a curated record